AUGCCGACGAGGUUAGCCCCGCGUCCCAGUCGUUCCCGCCGUAGUGGGAACCUUGCGGGCAUGGGGGCGGUGUCCACUACCUCGUCUCUGCCGGAUGUGACCCACCGCGGCGGUACUCCGCUGCCGGCGGAUGUUGUCGCCUCCACCUUCGCGAACGCAGACCUCCGUGUGUCCCGCGCCGCCGUGGCGGAGUACUCGGAGCGCUGCGAUGCACUUUCCCGCGCGAAUGCGGAGCUGCGGGCGGCCCUCGAGCGGCAGGAGCGGGACUCCAUUCAAGUGGUGGAGCGGCUGGAGGGCGAUCUCCGGGCGGCGCGGGCGGAGGCGGCGGGGCAGCGGGCGGAGGUGCAGCGGCUCCUCGCGGAGGCCUCCACGUCGGCCGCGGCGCUGCGCGAGGAGUACGAGCGGGCCAUCGCCGAGCGCGACGAACAACUCGCGGCCCUCGGGGCGGUCGCCCGGCGGCUGCAGACGGCGGCCUCCGCCUCCGGCCACGGGCGGGCUGCGGCGGCGGCGGCGGAACGCGAACGGCUUCGGGCCGCAUUGGACGAGGCGGUCGCCGCACACGACGCGGAACUCGCCGCCCUGCGAUUUCAGACAGUGGACCGUAAAGUACGCCUCAUCGCACUAGAGUCCGCCAUGCGGGAGGAGUUUAGACAACAUGUGGAGGAGGCAGCAGGGAAGUUGCUGGAGCAGCGAAGCGCAGCCCUCAUUCAGGAUCACGCCGCCCUCAUGGAAGAACGAGAACGCCUCACGUACGAUAUUGAAGAACUCGUCCGACUCACCACCGCUCAGCAUGAGGAAGGGGCAGGAGUACGACGUCGUGGGGAACUCCAGGAACACGCAUGUACAGAGGCACUACGACGUAUCGUCCACGGAAAUCAACGUGCACGUGAAGCCGCCGUAAAGACACAACAGUUAGAGAGUCGUGUGAAGGAGCUACUUCAUGAGAAUCGUACCAUCCGUAAUGAUCUUGCUCGUCAAUAUGAGAAACAAAUAGAAACACUAGAGAAAACCCUGGCUGAGACCCGUGCUUCGCUUCAAACUCACCGAACCGAAUUGCAGCGUAUGCGUCAAAUAGCUUCUACUGUUGUAGCACAGCGUUCAGAUCUUGAACGUUUCUUCUACGUUGCAUUAAAGGAUGUACGUCGCAUGCGAGCUGGAACAUCACAUCAUGCUAGGUCUACCCCAGUUCCUGGUCGCCCGCUCCCACAACAUCGACAGCCACAACAGCAGCAUAAACAAAUCACCUCAACUUCGUCUUUAUCACCGUCACCACCAGCAGUACCGCAGAAGCCAUCAUCUAUUCAUAACGUGGAAAUGAGGAAUGUCAAUAGCAGUGGGUUUCGCCCACAACAACAACAACAACAUCAACAACAAGAGAAAGAGGAACAACAACAAUCUUCAAAAUCUCAUACUGUGGCUUCUACAGGGCAGGGUUUGGGAGGUGCUGCAACAUUCCUUACAGAAUCUCGCACAAGUCUUCUCACUUCUUCAACAGUUCCCACCCCAGUUACUGGUCCAGCAGUUGUUGUUGCACCAACAGCACAGUCUUUAGAACCCCAUCGGCGACGUGUAGGUAGUGGAUUGAAACUGUCAAAAGAAGUUGCUAUCAACGCCGGUACUACCACUGGCGGAUGUUUUAACAAGACUAUUAACAACAAUAGCAAUAAUGUCUUGAAUGUAGAUCUCGGAGAGAGUGGCGAUGGGGCAUACUUAGACGAUCUCUCGUGGGAGGAUAAGGAGAAGAUAAUUAAGGCGUUACUCUUCUUUAUCAACCAAACAUGUUAUCAACGUCUUCCGGGGAACCAAGUCGUGGCGAGUGACGUAGAGUGA
Molecule: messenger RNA, 1830 nt
Organism: Trypanosoma theileri
Lineage: Eukaryota; Euglenozoa; Kinetoplastea; Trypanosomatida; Trypanosomatidae
Exons: 1
Coding region: 1-1830 (609 amino acids)
Source: RefSeq, a predicted model, not a curated record